AUGAGGCAGCCGGCAAGUCCCAGUGACUGCACACGCGAAAACCCCGCACAGAGGUCACCAGUGGGCACAGAUGGCAAUGACGGCCGUUUGCCAUUGCAAGAGCUUCCUGCAAAUGCAACGGGCACCUGCCAUGGGACCGUGCAUGGCAACAGCAGCAACAGACCAUUGCCACCUGCUGCCCCUGUACUAGCGACCCCUCGUGUACGAAGGACACCACUGAGAGGCACACGAGGGCAUAAUGAAGCCACCCUGGCGUAUCUGGAGGCCCGGUCAGACCAGGAAAUGCAAAUGCGCAUGCUUGGUCAUGAACUUGACCGGGAGAGACUGGCCCUCCAGAUACGCCAGCACGACGACAAAAUGCAGCUCCACAUCCGCCAGCAUGACGACAACGUGAGGCUGAGGGAGCAGGAGCUUGAGCUGCGAAAAACUGAGCUGGCUGCACUUCUUGAGGAAAGGCGGAGCAACCAAGUGUACCAGACUGCCCAGCUGGAGUUGAUCAAAGCUUUAACGGAAAAGCUACAAAAAUAGUGUUAAUCGUACCUGAUGCUCCGGUUUCUUGUUCAGUGCUCUUUUUUCUUUCUUUUCUUACUCUCAAUUCACAUGCAUGACGCUCCUAUUUCUUGUUCACUGCUCUUUUUCUUUCUUUUCUUAAUCUCGGUACAUACAGAUCAUGGUGCACUAUUUUAAAACAAUUAAAUUAGGGGGUUUUACGUGCCAGAACCAAUAUUUGAUAGUGAGGCACGCUGUAGUGUGGGACUCCGGAAAGUUGCACCACCUGGGAUUUUUUAACGUGCACCUAAAUUUAAGUACACAGUGUUUUCACAUUUAGCGCACUGUUUUAGCAUGCUCUGACGGGACAGUGAAGGGUACACUACCUUGCACAAGUUGAAGUGUAGUAUCUUUGCUGUGGAGUUUUUAAGCCAUGAGAAUGAAUGCUCGGGUUUUGUGUUUAAUUCAUGUGUUCCUCAUCAGCCACACUAAUUCUGCUUAUUUAGCGAUGAUUUAUUGAGUUGCGAUAAGUGUUCAAUGUUUUCCUCAUGCAUAGAGGAUGCCUUG
This is a messenger RNA of Dermacentor albipictus, 1056 nucleotides long. The record is from RefSeq and is a predicted model, not a curated record. Lineage: Eukaryota; Metazoa; Arthropoda; Arachnida; Ixodida; Ixodidae.